This is a messenger RNA of Dermacentor silvarum, 4040 nucleotides long. RefSeq lists its product as uncharacterized. The transcript has 2 exons. NCBI's taxonomy places the organism in Eukaryota, Metazoa, Arthropoda, Arachnida, Ixodida, Ixodidae. The coding region runs from base 840 to 4040 and encodes 1066 amino acids. The record is from RefSeq and is a predicted model, not a curated record.
UAGUUCCUUAGCAGACAUAUCUGGGGAGACCAAAGUCUUAGUUGAUGUAGUUGAACCUCUAGCAGAAGCCAAAAAGACUGAUAAAAUUGAGGCGCAAACCGAAGAAGCAGCACCAGCAGCCGAAACUGCAGCUCAGGUCGAAACUAAACCUACUGUUGAGGUUGCUGCUGCUGAAGAAAGAGGUGAGCCGGAAGCCAAAGCAGAUAUUCAGCCAAAUGAAAUUUCCGAUGAGCUUACACCACACCCUAUGGCGACAGGCGGGCUACUUGAAGGGGACAGCUUGAUUACGGAACAUGCCAAGCCUCAACAAACCAAAGCAACAAUUGAAGAGCCAGUAGGCGGAACUAGAUCCUUAAGAGACAUAUCUGGGGAGACCAAAGCCUUGUUCGAAGUAUCUGAACCUCAAGCAGAAGUCACAGUGAGUCAGGAAAUUCCGGCCCACACUGAAGCAGUACCAGCAGCUGAAACUGCAGCUCAGGUGGAAACUAAACCUGCUGUUAAGCCUUCUGCUGCUGAAGAAACAGGUGAGCCGGAAGCCAAAGCAGAUAUUCAGCCACCUGAAAUUACGGAUGAGCUUCCCGUUCACCCAAUGGCGACGGGAGGGCUACUUGAAGGGGACAACGCGAUUACGGAACCUGCCAAGCCUGAAGAAGACAAAGCAACAGCGGUAGCGACAGUUGCCGCACCUUGUCCCUUAGCCGAUACAUCAGAGGAGAACAAAGCCUUAGUUGAAGUAGUGGUACCUCAAGCAGAAACCAAAGCGACUGCGAAAGAUCAAGCACACACUGAAGAAGCAGCACCAGUAGCCGAAACUGCAGCUGAGGUCGAAACUAAACUUCAUGUUGGUGCUACUGCGGCAGAAGAAAGAGGUGAGGCGGAAGCAAUUAUUCAACCGCAUGAAAUUACGGAUGAGGUUCCCGUUCAGCCAGUGGCGACGGGAGGGCUACUGGAAGGAGACAGCACGAUUACGGAACAUGCCAGAAUCUGAAGAAACCAAAGCAACAGUGGAAAAGCCAGUAGGCGGAUCUAGUUCUUUAGCGGACAUAUCUGGGAAUACCAAAGCCUUAGUUGAGGUAGCUGAACCUCAAGCUGAAGGCACUGUGAGUGAGGAAAUUCCGGCCCACACGGAAGCAGUACCAGUAGCCGAAACUGCAGCUCAGGUCGAAACUAAACCUACGAACUCAAAGACAGAGGUUCCUGAGCACAAGCCUCCUCCUUCUGCAAAGGAUCAGUCCUCGGAGGGGGUUGAAGGCUGGCAGUCAGCGCCAGAAGUUACAGAAGAGGGCGCACUUCCUGAGGAUGCAAGUGCAGUAUCAACAAACCGCGGUAAACAGGAAGGCUACGAAGGCACUGGAAAAGUAAUUCACACCGAAGAAGAAAAACCUAUGACCGAAGGAUUGCCUAGUGCAACCGAAAAAAUGCCAUCCACUGUAGACAAGGACAUGGCUAGUCCGAGUAUUCAAGUGACUGAGCACAAGUCUCCUGUUUCUGUAAAGGAUCAGUCCUCGGAGGGGGCUGAAGGCAGUCAAUCACCGCCUGGAGUUAUAAAAGAGCAAGCACUUCCUGAGGAUGCAAGUGCAUUAUCACCAGCAGACAGUAAACAGGAAGCCUACGAGUGCACUGAAAAAAUAUUACACACAGCAGAAGAGAAGCCUAGCACGGAAGCCACUCCUAGUGCAACCGAAGCAAUGUCGUCCACUGUAGAGUGGGAGAUGGCGUUGCGAAGGACAGAAGUGGCUGAGCACAAGUCUCCUCUUUCUGCAAAGGAUCAGUAUUCAGUGGUUGUUGAAGGUUGGCAGUCACCGCCUGGAGUUACGGAAAAGGAUGCACUUCGUGAGGACGCGCUUCCUGAGGAUGCAGCAGUACACGGUAAACAGGAAUGUGACGAAGGCACUGGAAAAAUACUACACACAGAAGAAGAAAAGCCGAACACCCAAGUGAUUCUCAGUGCAACCGAAGCGAAGCCGUCCCCUGGGGAGAAAGACUUGGUGUUGCUAAGGACAGAAGUGGCUGAGCAGAAGCCUGCUCUUUCUGUAAAAAAUGAGGCCUUAGAGGAGGUUGAAGGCUGGAAGUCACUACCUGUAGUUACAGAAGAGAACGCACUUCCUCGGUAUGCAAGCCCUACUCAUGACGACCUUCAGCUUCGAUCAUUGUCUUCCGAACAACUUGAAGGCGAAAAAGUUAUCACGGUUACAGAAAGCAUAACCUAUCAGAGAUUUGUCGGAGAACUGAAGGAGCCGCAACCACUUUCGCGAUUGGUGAAGAGAAAGGCUAAAGCUCGAGAAGAGCAUGGUAGCGCCGUACCUCAGGUUCGAAGUUUUAAGUUCAGUACACCGACUGGUACUUCAGAUUACUCUUGUAUGGUGGACGAUUCAAGCACAGGAGUCGUGUUCACCACGGUGAAGUCAUCUUCUUCUUUCACUGGAAGUCCACAGUGUCGAAGAGAAAAAACUGACAUCACAGAUGAAGAAGUCAUAUAUGUUAGCAGCGGCAGUACUUCACCUCGUGGAAAGCUUACUUCUAUAAAGAAGAGCUCUUCUUGCUGUCUAGUGAGAGUAGUCGACGACGAAGUUGACGAGACCAGUCAGACAAAUGUACAGCCACGAGCUGAGUCACCCAUGAGGCUCUAUUAUUUAGACUUCAAGGCCAACUUUCAACAAGCGGAAGCCAUCCCGUUUGAAGGUGAAGUGUCAGAACCAUCUGCGCACUGCAAGCUAACCACGUUUCUUGCUCCAAGUAUAUCGUGUAGAGAUGACGAAGAUAGCCGCCCUGAUAAGGAUAGGGCUGGCAAAGGCAAGAGAGCUACUCCUCGAGAAUCAUACGAUGAAUCUGCCUAUCCUUCGUAUCCAACUAUAAUACCAAGUAACAGGAGUGAGAGACUUGAGAGCAGCUCAACCGCAAGCCAAUCUUUAGGCAUGGAUUUCUCGCACAGCGCCACCUCUGCGCGGAGGAUUAGUCCGCCGCACCAUGACAGUGAAGUCCAGUCACUUCUUUGCUGCAAGCUGUGUGGUCAAUCCUUCUUCCGCAGUAACCCGACGCACGCCGAAUUGUGUUCGGGCUACCACAAGGACGCAGCUCCCCCUGCUGCCACAAACAGCGUCCCACCUUCGCCAGUGUGUCUUGAGAAGUACGUGCUCAGUGUUGCGGACGAAGAUGACGUUAGUGAUGUCUUGCGACAAGCCUGGAGAGAUGAAGAGACUGCAAUCCUUUCUUCCACCGUGUGGUCGCUGUACCGCUGCGUCCCCAGCUCCUUCUACGUCAUCAGGGAGAGGGAAAAGCGACCGACAUCUCGCGGUGACGUGUGCGCGUCGGCCUGUGUCAUCACAUUCGGCGAGGAGGUGUCAUUCUGCGGCUUCUUCCACGUGUCCCGUGAGCGCAGCAACACGGGCUUGAGCCGCAUGCUCUGGACCCGGAUGCUGGACGCGUGCCAGGGCAAAAACGUGUGCGCCGUCAUGCCGCAGGAGCGUGCCCAACCGUUCUUGGAUCGCUACCACUUCCAGGUGUCCUACUGGGGCGACAUCGUCUACUGCCACGUCACGUUGCGCAAGGGCUCUUUUCCCGCUCCCAGUAGUGGAAGCGGUGGUGGAGUGCUCGUCAGGAACUUGGACUUGAAGCGCGACUCGGAAUCCGUGAUCGAUUACGACCACGGUGUGUUCGGUUUCGACAGAAGUUACUACCUUCGGGUUGCGCUCGCAGAGGAAGAGCAGGUGGUCAAGGUGGCUACGGUUACGUCCUCCGAAGGUCGCGCAGUGGUGGCCGGUUAUGCGGGCGUUCAGACGGACCAGCGAGGACGGCCCGCGCUGCGCUGGCUUCUGGCGGACGGCGACGAAGCGGCGCAAGCGCUGAUGCACUCCGUGGUCGAGACGUGUCCCAAGAUACGAGAGAAGGGAUUGGUGGGCAUCUUUUACGCGGCGUCGCACGCGACGGGCGUUAUACUAAACAGCGUCGAGAAAGCUUUCAUGGAGCCCUGGACGCUGGUGUACGACAAAAGGGAACCGUUCUUGCGAUACGAUAAGAUUGUCAGUCUCACUAACAUCUAA